AUGAAGACACCUGGAGUAAACGGAAGCAGCGGAAUUGCAUUCUUGUUUCUUAUAACCAGCUCUAUAAUUCUACAAUCUGCUACAAUAAGCGCACAACAACAGGCAAGGUAUUACCCCGGGCUCUAUUCUCCGCUCUACCUAGAACGACAAAGUCCUAAAUACCUCAUUCAGACGAUUUCCAGAUUAAGACAAGCACUAUUGAAUGACGAUGAAAUGGAAAACAUGGCUUCGAAAAGGUCUUUUAAUCCUACGAGGAUGGAUUUGGAACAUGAAAGAAAGAGAAUUGCUGCAGAUUUUGGCACAGGUCGGGCCAGACCUGGAGUUAUUGAGAAUAGAUUGCGACUUUUUAAUACCAUUGGAAGAUAA
Molecule: messenger RNA, 366 nt
Organism: Diabrotica balteata
Lineage: Eukaryota; Metazoa; Arthropoda; Insecta; Coleoptera; Chrysomelidae
Source: the annotation of a GenBank genome assembly